Panicum hallii is the source of this 2159-nucleotide messenger RNA. RefSeq lists its product as uncharacterized. Gene Ontology annotation, biological process: negative regulation of translation. NCBI's taxonomy places the organism in Eukaryota, Viridiplantae, Streptophyta, Magnoliopsida, Poales, Poaceae. The transcript is spliced from 2 exons. Gene Ontology annotation, molecular function: rRNA N-glycosylase activity. The record is from RefSeq and is a predicted model, not a curated record. Bases 1 to 1845 code for a protein of 614 amino acids.
AUGUCAGGCCGCCGCCGUCCGCAGCAGCAGCCGCCGCCGCGGCCGCGGCCGCAGCCGCUGGACUUUGACCCUCCAGGGCGCGUGCUGUUCCGCGUCACGUUCAACGUGGCCGGCGCCACGGCCACCGGUUUCAACCAUUUCAUCGAGCAAGUGCAGCGGCGGAUCUUCGACCUGAUCGAGCGGCCGCGGUACUACGGCCGGGGUACCAUGGUGCUCCCCUGCCCGCAGGCCCAGCAGCCGACGUGGUUCGUCAUCGUCCUGGAGAGCCGGGACCGGGAGAUGAGGUACAGCGUCCCGUUCUUCAUCGAGGCCGAGAGCAUCUACCUCCACGGCUACCAGAACCAGGCAGGCUACCUCUUCGAGUUCGACGUGGACCCGACCCAAGACAACCAGCCGGCGUCGGGGAGCUACCUGGGGCGCAACGCGUCCACACCCCUGCCUUUCAGCUGCAACUACGGGCCCCUGGUGCGAGCCACCAAGCGCAAGGGGCCGAACAAGACCGUCCUGGAUCCCGGCCUGACGCUUCUGGAAGAUGAACCGGGGACGCCGAUGCCAGAUUUUGGCCGGCACCGGCUCAUGGACGCCGUCAUGGAGCUGGCGCAGGGCGACAACUCCGGCAGCCUGCACCGGACGGCGCAGAACCUGCUGCUCGUCGUCAUCAGGUUCUGCGAGUCCAUCCGGUUCCGCAGCGUCCAGCGCGAGAUGGCGAGCCUCUGGGAGCCCACGACCAGUGCCGCCGCCAGCCUGAGCAGCUGCGGGGUGGGGCAGAUCAAGAACUGGAACUCCAUCGCAACGAACCUGCAGGACUCGGCUCGCCAUCCCGUCGCCUGGCCGGCGGAGCUUGUCAAGGCGGGCGUCCGCAGCGCGGCGGAAGCGCAGGAGAUACUCGUCGUCAUAAAGUUCAUCGGCUACCCAAACGAGCCCGGCAACCCGACACCGGAGUGGGGGAACCCUCCACCGGACAACCCCUACCGCCGUCACGGCGGUGGCCCCGGCCCGGGACCAGGAGGGGCGGCGGGCGGUGUCCUCGCCGCCGAGGUGCCCCGGUGGUUCCUGGUGCCGGAGGAGCCUGUCAUGCAGAUCCUGGGCGUCGACAUUCCCCGGCAGCGUGGAGCCGGCAGGCUCGAAGGCGUCUACGGCAGCAUCACCGUGACGGAUGGCUUUGGUACUCAGACGAUCUACCGCCGCAACUGGGACUACUACCAACGCAACUCCGGCGACUCCGAGAUGAGCUUGGAGCUCGAGGCCCUGAACCGCGCCAUCUCCGCCUACGACAGCGUGGACGUCGACGUCGACCUCAGCAGCGCCUCACCGGCGGCGCCGCUGACCACGGGGAACUUCUCGUGGAGCGUGUACAACUGCCGGGCCAACAGGUACGACCACGUCCUGCGCCGGACCAUCGGCCGGGCGGUCCUGGAGUACAUCGUCUACAGCAAGGCCGUGCAGGUGGCGGUGAGCGUCACGGUGGACGGAGGCGACGACGUUGCCCACGCGUGGUUCACCACCAUGAACACCAUGGUCGGGGUCCUCCAGCCCGGCCCGCGGCGCUACAUGACCCGCGCUGGCGGCGGCCGCCUGCUGCGCGGCGACUACGUCGUGGCGGCGCCGCUCUCCGCCCGGCUCGAGGUGGUCGUGACGGUGGAGCAUAAAGGGUCCCGGCAGCUGGUGGGGAGAACCUUCGAGCUGCAACCUACAGGGGAUGGAGGAAGAUCCACGCGGACCGAGACAGUGCGGCAGGGGACCUCCGUGAAGGUGGACUUUGCCUGGAACCUUCUUCGGAUGGGGUUGCCCAGUCCCACAAGUUCGGCUGGCCGAAACAGUCAUGAUGAGCUGAGAAGAAGAUGAAUCGUCCAGCCCCAGUGUGCAUGUGGUGCUCUGUUUCACUAUAUCUAUAUUGUGAAUUUGGUUUAUGCCUUCCGAGAUACUUAUUAUUUCCUGUAAUACUUUCUCCCUUUCAAGCUAUAGAUCGUUUUGAUAAAUUUAGAUAUCUAAUUUUUACUACGGAUCUAGAUAUAUACCUAUAUCUAGAUAUAUAGUAAAAAUUAUAUAUGUAGAUUUGCCAAAACGAACUAUAAUUUGGAACGGAGGGAGCAUCUAUUUGUUCUCUAUGUAAGAUGUCUAUCUUUAUUACCAAAGUUAUCUAUUUAUUUUGGACUAUG